ACUGUCGCGAUGUCUGAACUGUACGAAAAUUUCGAUCCGGUUUCGUACGUAACAACGUACUCAUCCCUUUCCAAUAAUGCCGACCCGCUUGUGAAAGAACUGGCGCCUUUCCAGCUCGAGCAUCUGCACAAGUUCUACGUCACAACCGGACCCAAGCUAACCAGAUCCGGUUGCAGAAUACUAGAGUAUGGUGGAGGACCGGGCUGUGUCCACACUCUCAUCAGUGCUGCACCGUAUGCGUCGGAGAUCGUGUUUUCCGAGUACGCAGAGCAGAACCGAGAAGCAGCUAGGAAAUGGAAGUCAAGCACCAGCGACACGUCAGACCAGACACAUCUAUUCGAGCACGUGGUUUUCAAUUUGGAAAAGCGCACAGAAGAGAACGCUGCACAGGAGAGAGAAAAGAAGUUGAGAUCGUUGAUAUCUGAAAUUGUUCCUUGUGACAUCAACGAUUCUGUUGCUAUACGUGAUGUCACUCUACCUUUUGAUAUCAUUUCUACUCAUUUUUGCCUUGUAGCAGCUGUUUCGACAGUCGAGCAAUACGUAUCCGGAUUAAAGAAGCUCUCUCGUCUUCUACGUCCGGGUGGAAUGAUUGUGAUGUCUGAAGCCAUCGGUUCCACCUACUACCAAGUUGGAAAUGAAACGAUGCCUAAUGUUUGCCUUAGUACAAGUGAAGUAGUCCGUGAAUCUCUACUGCAGGCUGGAUUUAUUGACGUAUCAAUGAAGGCAUUCAAACCACCGCCUUCGUCACUCACUGAUUGUUCUCUGUAUGCCAUGUUCACUGCAGUAUUGAGUCCCGUUUGAGACUUCUAUAUGGCAGGCUCCAGCAAUUAUUGUCGGAUGACUUGAACACUUUACUGUUCUGAUUGUUGCAUGUACAGAAAUUUUCUGAGUUGCAUCAAUAAUUGCUUGGAAUUGUUAAUGGAAAUAUAAUGAAGUUAUUAACAAA
This is a messenger RNA of Corticium candelabrum, 946 nucleotides long. RefSeq names its product indolethylamine N-methyltransferase-like. Gene Ontology annotation, cellular component: cytosol. Bases 10 to 801 code for a protein of 263 amino acids. The record is from RefSeq and is a predicted model, not a curated record. Gene Ontology annotation, molecular function: N-methyltransferase activity. The transcript has a single exon. NCBI's taxonomy places the organism in Eukaryota, Metazoa, Porifera, Homoscleromorpha, Homosclerophorida, Plakinidae.